CACACCCUUUACAGCAUUGUAUAACAUGCAUAAAAACUUGUACCCUUGUACAACAAUAAAUGCAAACACUCUCCUUUUAAAUAACUAAACUUGCUCGGACACCGAAACCCUAGGCGCGUGCGAUCCAAAUGGGGACGGAAGGAUCAACGGUUGUCGUUCCAAGGAGCUUUAGAUUACUAGAAGAGCUCGAAAGAGGAGAAAAAGGAAUCGGUGAUGGAACCGUAAGCUACGGGAUGGACGAUGCUGAUGACGUGUACAUGCAGUCAUGGACCGGGACUAUCAUCGGUCCUUCUAAUACUGUUCAUGAAGGGCGCAUAUAUCAGCUGAAACUAAUUUGUGGCCUCGAGUAUCCUGAGAAACCACCAAGUGUGAAAUUUCAAUCACGCAUAAACAUGACCUGUGUGAAUCCGGAGACUGGUGUGGUUGAACCGUCUAUUUUCCCCAUGCUUGCUGAUUGGAAACGAGAGUAUACAAUGGAGGACAUACUAACACGACUCAAGAAAGAAAUGGCCUCCCCGCAAAACAGAAAACUCACGCAACCUCCUGAAGGAAAUGAUGAGGGGCGGGUGGACCCAAAGGGACUAGUGCUGAGGUGUUGUAUUAUGUAAGUAAAGCAUCUAGGAUGCAAUUAUUAUAACGUAUAUAGUUACCUAAAUUAACUGAAUCCUGCCUGUUAAACACAACUUAUGCUGGUUAAAUAUGAUCAUCAUCAUGGUUAAUGUCCCAAUGUCAAAAGAAUGCAUUGGCUAUUAUUAUUAAGUUUAUAUUUUUACCGGUU
Messenger RNA from Helianthus annuus (common sunflower), 778 nucleotides. Its product is annotated as ubiquitin-conjugating enzyme E2 variant 1B. NCBI's taxonomy places the organism in Eukaryota, Viridiplantae, Streptophyta, Magnoliopsida, Asterales, Asteraceae. Bases 129 to 608 code for a protein of 159 amino acids. The record is from RefSeq and is a predicted model, not a curated record. Gene Ontology annotation, biological process: DNA damage tolerance; protein K63-linked ubiquitination. Gene Ontology annotation, cellular component: nucleus. The transcript is spliced from 5 exons.